Messenger RNA from Ornithodoros turicata, 1667 nucleotides. RefSeq names its product obg-like ATPase 1. Gene Ontology annotation, molecular function: ATP hydrolysis activity; ATP binding; GTP binding. Gene Ontology annotation, cellular component: cytoplasm. NCBI's taxonomy places the organism in Eukaryota, Metazoa, Arthropoda, Arachnida, Ixodida, Argasidae. The transcript has a single exon. Bases 97 to 1290 code for a protein of 397 amino acids. The record is from RefSeq and is a predicted model, not a curated record.
GUUAGCAACACUGUGCAUCCGCCAUAUUUUGUCCUCGCCGGCUGCUAAAUAGAGCAAACACGUUGUCGGUUUUAAGAGGCUAUAUUUGGAACAAAUAUGCCUCCUAGGAAGAAGGAAGAUGAAUCAGAACGCCCCAUUCUACUCGGUAGGGUGGGUACAAACCUUAGAGUUGGAAUCGUUGGACUCCCAAAUGUGGGUAAGUCCACGUUCUUUAACGUGUUGACAGCAAAUCAAGUGCCAGCCGAAAAUUUUCCUUUCUGCACCAUCGAUCCGAACGAAAGCCGUGUACCUGUGCCAGAUUCACGAUUCGACUACCUUUGCGACUACUUCAAGCCUGUCAGUAAAGUGCCAGCGUUUUUGAAUGUCGUGGACAUCGCCGGCCUCGUAAAAGGAGCUAGCGAAGGCCAGGGGCUUGGGAAUGCUUUCUUAUCUCACAUCAGGGCUUGUGAUGCACUUUUCCAUCUGUGUCGUACAUUCGAAGAUGAAAAUGUAACGCAUAUUGAAGGAGAUGUCGACCCGGUCCGGGACUUGGAUAUUAUAAACGAAGAGCUACGUAAGAAGGAUGAAGAAUAUCUAUUGGCCGCCAUCGACAAAAUGGAGCGUACAGUACUACGCGGAGCCGACAAGAAAAUGAAACCAGAAUACGAUAUCCUGAGCAAGAUCCGCGGGGUUAUCUGCGAUGAAAAGAAGCACAUACGAUUCUGCGACUGGAACCAAAAUGAAAUAGAAGUUCUCAACAAACAUCUGUUCAUUACCGCAAAGCCGAUGAUUUACUUAGUCAACUUGGCUGAGAAAGAUUUCAUACGCAAGAAGAAUAAGUGGCUGGUCAAGAUAAAAGAAUGGGUCGAUAAGAAUGACCCGGGAGCAGUGGUUAUACCUUUCAGUGGUGCAUUUGAACACAAGCUGGUUGAUAUGAGCCCAGAAGAAAGGAAGCAGUUUGAAGAACAACAAAAGGCAACCUCCGUCCUGGAUAAGAUAAUUCUGAUGGGCUACAAAGCACUCCAACUGAUGUAUUUCUUCACAGCUGGAAAAGACGAAGUCAAGGCAUGGACCAUACAGAAGUGGACAAAGGCUCCUCAAGCAGCUGGAAAGAUUCACACCGAUUUUGAAAAGGGCUUUAUUAUGGCAGAAGUGAUGAAGUUUGAUGAUUUCAAAGAAGAAGGCUCUGAAGCUGCAGUUAGGGCAGCAGGAAAGUAUCGCCAGCAAGGACGUAACUAUGUGGUGGAAGAUGGGGAUAUCAUCUUCUUUAAGUUCAAUGCUGGAGCUGGCUUACAGACAAAAAAGAAAUAACUGUGUUCAAUUGUUUUUGAGGUGAUGAGGGCAGGCUAGAAGUGAGGCUUUUUAAGUGUUAUGCUGUGUGACAGCUUGUUAGCUUAACGUAACAAACUAAGGCCAUGACAUCUGUACUGUUGUGUUGGACAAAAUUGACGUUUUUUUUUACUUUCCAUCCAUCAAGGUGUUUGAUCAACUUUUGAGCAUGUUUAGUACUAAGGAAUCUGAAGAUCAUGUGCAUUAUGCACAACUGUAAAUUAUCAGUGUCACACUGCAGUAACAAAAGUAAGAAGGCUGAACACAGGGAUGUGUACAUAUCAAAGCUGAAUAAACACCUAACCAGGAUGAAAUAUGCAUUGCAUUUGUUUAAUAAAAACUUAAGACAUCAACACCAA